Parasteatoda tepidariorum (common house spider) is the source of this 1250-nucleotide messenger RNA. RefSeq lists its product as uncharacterized. Lineage: Eukaryota; Metazoa; Arthropoda; Arachnida; Araneae; Theridiidae. The record is from RefSeq and is a predicted model, not a curated record.
AGCGAUAAAAGUGGUUAAAAAGCUAAACGCUCUAGAAGCAAAUAUUUUAACUUCGUGUAGCCUCUACCAUUGCUUCUUCAUUAAAAAAUUAAAAAUGCUCCGUUUUACAGUUAUUUUAGUUAUCUUAAUGGGAUGCGUGCAUGAAUUAUGUUCCCAAACUACGGAAGCAGUGCCUGCAGAUGAAAUGACAACACAAGGAGGGGUAGAUUUAACUGAAGCUGAGACCUCAAACCCGAUUGAAAUGACAACACAAGGAGAGGCAGAUUCAACUGAAGCUGAGACCUCAAACCCAAAUGAAAUGGCAACGCGAGGAGAGGAAGAUUCAACUGAAGCUGAGACCUCAAACCCGAUUGAAAUGACAAAAGGUGAGGCAGAUUCAACUGAAGCUGAGACCUCAAACCCAAUUGAAAUGACAACGCAAGGAGAGGCAGAUUCAACUGAAGCUGUGACCUCAAAUCCAAUUGAAAUGACAACGCAAGGAGAGGCAGAUUCAACUGAAGCUGAGACCUCAAACCCGAUUGAAAUGACAACGCAAGGAGAGGCAGAUUCAACUGAAGCUGAGACCUCGGACCCAAUUGAAAUGUCAACGCAAGGAGAGGCAGAUUCAACUGAAGCUGUGACCUCAAACCCAAUUGAAAUGACAACGCAAGGAGAGGCAGAUCCAACUGAAGCUGAGACCUCAAAUCCGAUUGAAAUGACAACGCAAGGAGGGGAAGAUUCAACUGAAGCUGUGACCUCAAAUCCGAUUGAAAUGACAACGCAAGGAGAGGAAGAUUCAACUGAAGCUGAGACCUCAAACCCAAUUGAAAUGACAACGCAAGGAGAGACAGAUUCAACUGAAGUUAUGACCUCAAGAUUAAUAGAAAUGAUAACACAAGCGGUGUCAGAGUCAACUGAAGCUGCGACCUCGAACCCAACGGAAAUUACAACAGAAGGAGGGGGUGUUUCAACUGAAGUUGUGACCCCAAACCCAAUGGAAACAACAACAUCAGGGCAAGAAGAAGUGUCAACCUCUGAAACAGAAACCACAACGCAAACAAACGAAAAUAAUGGGGGCUUGUUUCAGGAAAUAUCUACAGUUAUACAAGAUGUCAUCAACGUUGUGAUUUCUGCAGUCGAACUUCCUUUCACUGUUCCUUAUAAUUUUGCUAGAGGGUUAUUUGGCUAAUGUGUACUACAACUUUCACUAAUUACAGCUCUUUCAUUAUAACUUUUUCAUUUUUUUGAAAUAUCCAUAAGUUUCAAAAUUA